Messenger RNA from Gregarina niphandrodes, 97 nucleotides. RefSeq lists its product as hypothetical. The record is from RefSeq and is a predicted model, not a curated record. The annotation marks the transcript as partial. The transcript has a single exon. NCBI's taxonomy places the organism in Eukaryota, Apicomplexa, Conoidasida, Eugregarinorida, Gregarinidae.
AACCCGUGCGGGGACUCUCCAGGACGGAACCCGGCCCCUUCCCGAGCAUGUCGCAGCCAAUUUCAAUUUCAGACAACCACGCUCAAAACAUGGGACC